UUUUUUUCUCCACCUCUUCUCCAUCGCUCCAGACGGGUUGAUUUAAUUGUUGCUGGGUUUUGCCGCCUGACUUUUGCGUCGUUUUGGUCUGCCUUUCUGACACGCGCACGCUCCUCUUUUUUCCCUCUCUUUUCCUCCGCCGAAGGUUGUGCUCAGACUUUUUGGAAAGGGGGGGAAGAAGCCGGCGAGAGACCGAAAAGAGCACAAGAAAGUGGCAGCUGAGGGCUGUGAAAUCACCUCCCCUUUCUGGGGCUGUCUGUCAGAGCGAGAGUUGUACAUUAUUAUUACUGUUUUUCUUUCUCCAUCCAUCCAUCCACCCAUCCACAUACACGCACAGAGAGAGACGAGUGCAGGCAGCGAAACUCACCGAGACCAGCCAUGGUAGCGAGGGCUCAGCCUGAUCGGAAACAAUUACCACUGGUCCUACUGAGAUUGCUCUGCCUUCUCCCCACAGGGCUGCCAGUCCGCAGCGUGGAUUUUACCCGCGGCACCGAUAACAUCACCGUGAGGCAGGGGGACACAGCCAUCCUCAGGUGUUAUGUAGAAGACAGAAGCUCCAAGGUGGCCUGGUUAAACCGUUCUGGCAUCAUUUUUGCUGGAGAAGACAAGUGGUCCCUGGACCCUCGAGUAGAGCUUGAGAAGAGAAACCCCCUGGAGUACAGCCUGCGGAUCCAGAAAGUGGAUGUCUAUGAUGAGGGGUCCUAUACGUGUUCAGUGCAGACACAGCAUCACCCCAAGACUUCCCAGGUUUACUUGAUUGUGCAAGUUCCACCAAAGAUCUCCAAUAUCUCCUCGGACAUCACCGUGAAUGAAGGCAGCAAUGUGACCCUGGUUUGCAUGGCAAAUGGGCGUCCAGAGCCUGUGAUCACCUGGAGGCACCUCACUCCAACAGGAAAGGAGUUUGAAGGUGAGGAGGAGUACCUGGAGAUCUUGGGGAUCACACGAGAGCAGUCGGGCAAGUAUGAGUGCAAAGCUGCCAACGAGGUCGCUUCAGCAGAUGUCAAGCAAGUCCGGGUCACUGUGAACUACCCUCCCACCAUCACAGAGUCCAAGAGCAAUGAGGCAGCCACGGGACGACAAGCCUUACUCCGCUGUGAGGCAUCAGCAGUGCCCACGCCUGACUUUGAGUGGUACAGGGAUGAUACCAGGAUAAACAGUGCCAACGGUCUGGAGAUAAAGAGCACGGGGAGCCAGUCUCUGCUGAUGGUGGCCAACGUCACUGAGGAGCACUAUGGGAACUACACCUGUGUGGCUGCCAACAAGCUGGGAGUCACAAAUGCCAGCCUAUACCUUUACAAACGAGUUUUACCCACACUCCCCAAUCCUUUUCCAGGACCCGGCACGGGGAGAGUAGACAAUGGCUCCGUGAGCUUGGCCGUCCCACUGUGGCUGUUGGCAGCAUCCCUGCUCUGCCUACUCAGCAAGUGUUAAUACAAAUCAAAAUUAAUAAUAAUAAUAAUAAUAAUAAUUAAAAAAACAACACGACAACAACAACAACAACGACAACACACAAAACAAAACGCAUUAUACAGGAGACAGAGCGAAGAGAGGGGAGAGAGAAAAAAGAGGGGGAGAGAAGAAGUGAGAGGACCGUUUCUAUCACAACAACUUCUGCCUGUUCAGGAGCAAAGAGGGGGGAGAGGAAAAAUCACAGCAGGACCACUCAGCAACACUUACCUGAUUUCCGACUGCCGGCCGUCACAGCACCGACCUCACAAGGAGAGAGGCAAACGGGGCACCCGCAGGGCCCAUGGAGCCAGAGGAUGCUGCGCUUCAGCCACACCGAUGACACCGAGCUGAGCAAAAAGAAGAUCCCUUUUCUUUUCUCUCCUCCUUGCUGUUUUCCAUACUCCUCACCUGCCUUCCUCCCUCCCUCCUCUUUCUUUCUUGCGCAGAAAGAGGUCUUUGCUUCAGUGUCAAUAGCCACUUAACUUUUUGGAUGCCCUUGGUCAUUUUUGUGAGCCGAUGCUCAGGCACUUCAUACUUUUAGGGAAAAGAAAAAAAAAAAAAGAAAAAAUGAACAGAGCAAGUUAUCAAAGCUCUCUGCGCACUGGUGUCCUAUGAAGAACCCCUUCCUCUCUUCGCAUCAUUCCAUGCUCCUGUGCACUUUGCUGAACGCUUUCUGUCCUGCACCCUCCCUCAUGCAGCAUCCCACUCUGGCCUGAAGGAAAGCUGUGUCCCUCCAACCCAGCCUGCUCUUUUAUUUGCUUCUUUGAUUCUCUCUUUCUCCCCCUCAAUUUAGCCAAGUGUCUUUCUCCAGUGUGUGCCUGCGUGUGUGCGUGCAUGCGUGUAUGUGUGGCCCUUGUGCUCUGUCUUCUCUUUCUCUCUUUCUCCUGCUCUCUUUAAGCAUGCCGAAGAACAGUCCAUGUGUACAUACGCCCAUCCCACUGUAGAUAAUGUCCUGCCUUGUCAGUGUGAGACCACAUGCUGAGAGAUCUCUUGGGCUGAGAAGAGAGCUGAGGAGAGAGGAGCACCUGCAGCUCAGGGCCCCAUGGUGGCCCCUCUCCAGAGUGCCUGGUCACCUUGACAGCAGGAGUCAUUCUGCAUCCUUUCUUCACCUUUUUUUCCCACCCACCCACACCCGUCUGGCUCUCAGCCUUCACGUACCAGCAGAGCAGCUCAUGUGGGUGUGAACCCCACAGUGUGAUCGUUCCUAAAUAGAACCAAUGCCCCCUUCUGUUGUUGUCUUACUGUGUGUUUACACCGCUGCCAGGAUGAAGCUCACUUUGCAGCUUACACUUACGAAACAAAUUGGGUCAGAAAAUAUCCAGGACCUGUGAAUGUAAGAAUAAAAAUAUCAGAUCCAAAAUUCUUGGCUUAGCCAGAAGGGGCUUCAAGUGGUACAGUGAAGGAAUAGGCUACACUCUUCCCUUUUCCUGUCUGGAGGGUGCUGGGCCUGCUGGAGAGGGCUGUUGCUUCCAGACAGAUCCCCUGGAAAUGCCAUGCAGGUGCUUGGAACUGCCAGGCCUCUAAGCACCUGCAAGCUGGCUUUUCCCUUUUUUGCCUAUGAGUGGGCAUAGCAGCAUCAUGCCCAGCAUCUUGCACAUCCCAAGGCCUGGUGCCUUCCUCCUGGCUGCCAGGCUCAGCUGUUGGGGCAGCAGCCAGCAGGCAGUUCAGCAGGCAGCCAGGGUGAGUGAGGAAAUGAGAAAGGCUGAGGGCUGGAUGGUGGCAGACUUGCUGUAGGCCUGCUGUGGGUUUGAGUGGUGUUAUGUUAUGCUCAGUCUCCAGGCCUUGGUGCCAUCAUGUCCCAUAUCCCUCGGAGUAUUUGUAUGCCCUGUCACUGUGACUGCAUUUCAGGAGAUCUGUGUCACUCAGCAAGUUGGUCACAGCUCCAGAUUUCUUGCUGCAGCAAAGGCUCCUUGUCCUCUGCGGGGUGACCUUGCAGCUGCAGGCUGAUGCUGCUCCCAAAUCUGGGGCUGGGAAAACUCCACGUUGCCAGCAUAUCUGGGUCCCCCUGGAUCUGCUGUCACCAGGCUGCCCCUCUGGUCUGGGUUAAGUCCUUCUUAUUUAGGUUGAGGGUUCUCUUCCAUGGCAGCCUGUUGGUCACUGUGAAGUCUUGUCCUGCACAGGUCAGAGCCCUGUUGGGGUGGUGCUCGCAUGCUACGUCCUCAUGGGUUUGGGUGUUUUGAAGAGUUUUGAAGAGAUUAUUAUUUUUUUGAAGAAAGCACGGAGGCUUUUGUUUAAAGACAAAUAUGUUACGAAAAGCAGGACACCCAAUUCCUGAAGCCAUUUGCUUCUUCACUGGAGGAAAUGGCCACAAUCUCGAUGCUGGCUUCUGGUCUUUCCUGCAGGAUGUGCACAAAUCCGUGUCCUGGUUGUGUGGCUGCGAGGCAGGCUAACAGCAGAUCUACCCCAGGUGUGUCCAAUGGGCGCUGCAGGCACUCCACUCCCCCAGAUCUCUAGCAGGAAUUAUUCAGAGCAUCUGCCAAGAUAAGAGCUCAGAUGAACAGGGGAAACAUAAGGUCAGCUGCUCUCCCUUCCUUGCCCUUUGGCCAUAUCUCAAGCCCUUUCCUCUAGAGCUCUCUUUCUCUGCAUUCAUGUUCCUGCCUCCCCAUUUCCUGCAGAUAGUUAUGCUCUUGCCUCCUACUGCCUCUUGUCUGCCUCGGGACUGGAGAGGGUGGUUUGGAACAGGACACCAGUUCCUUGAGCUUGUCAGUGUCAUUGUGUUUGGUCGAUGGAGAUUUAACAUUUAGUGUUAUAAAAAGAAGCGAACGAAAUGAAAAAAAAAUUGUAUUUCUUCUACCGGUUUGUAAAUAUUCCAAGAGUUACAUGAAAUGUCUGGUAAUGUCCAAGCAGAGGAACAAAGACUUAGAUUUAAUAUAUGACCCCGUACUUGCUAGCAGAUUUCAAACCCUUUUGGAUGGCCAAGUGGAGGGUGGAGGCAAGUCUUUCUGGAAGGAGCUGGGCAGCAGGAGUGCUACCCCAGCCCUCGCACAACAUUGCUUGGCACGUCUGGUGGGUGGCAGGCGAAGCAGGCAGUAUGGGACUCUGCGGCUGACACCUGUACCAUGGCACUUGUGCUCAUUUUUGUUCAUUUCCAGCCCCGCAGUUGGCGGGUAUGUUGCUCAGUGAUGCACCCUCCCCCUCCUCUCUUCACCAAUGAUGUUGUGUCGCCUCAUGCUAGCACUGAGUGCAUGUUAACGUGCCAUUCAUGAAGAUUUCAUUGGUGACAUGCAUUGUGUCGAGAGUUGGUCUUUGUCUGCACAACUUUCUUAUGCCACUGACUGUCGCUGCUUAGGCAGACCUCAUGUACUGCCAACUGCUCCCCUCUUGGUCAAAAAAAUCCUGAAUCCCACCAGUGGUCCUUAGCUCUGGGUGCAUCCUGGCCAUGCCCCCAGACCACUUGGCUGAGCAAUCUCAUUUGCAACGUCCAAGCCCCCAGCACAGAUCAAGUUAGUCAUGCCGUCAUCUCAAUGGAAGCUGCACGUCUGGAAGGGAUCUUGGGGGAGCAACAGCAAGUUCUGAGGAUUCAAGAGCUUUUUGGGAAGAGGAUUUGGGAAGUCAGAAGAGCUGCAUUUGAGUCCUCCUCAGCCUGCCAUUGUUCAGCUCCAUCGUGUGCUACAUCUUCUUCCUCUCCUAAUGAUGGAGAUCACGGGCAAGGAUAGCAACUCUUCUCCAGCCACACCUCUGAUCCAAGCACGCUGACCGGUCACCCACACCAUCACGGUGCUUGAUGUGAUGUAGCAACAGUGACAGUCUUGUGGAGGAGGUGGUAGUGGGUGAGAAGCUCUCCCCCUCUCUCUUCUCCUGCUGCAUGAUCUCACCGCUUCUCUGGCUCCAGAACUUCUCAAGCUAGAGAUACUAGAAGUGAACUGUCCCAUGGAAAGAGCAGAAUGGCAGGCAGGGAAGCAGAGGUGAAACUGGAUGGUAAUUUCCAAGGAGUGAUGGCAGAGGGAAUGGGUAAGGACGAGUGCUGCCCGUCACCCAGGCACAGAGCUCCUAGGCACACCAGCGGGCAGACUGUGCCUCUCAGCACUGGUCAUAGAGUGGCUUCAUUUCCAGCGGGAUACCCAGAAGAUAUUUUAUUUUAAACUGCAUGACUCCUGCUACAAAGAGCUGUGUCACACCAUUAAAGCCUCUUUCUCUUUUCCUUCUUGCAACAUGCUAGAAUGGUGCUCAGGUAGAUCCUGCAUCCCCCCAGAGUUUCUGCUUGGCUCCCAUCAGGCCAGCCUGAGAUAUUUACCUGUGGGAAAGCAGAAGUCAGCUUGGGGAGGAUAUAUAGGUGAAGCCCUCUGUAUCUCUGCAGCGUAGGGAAAUGUGGUGGCAAUGAGAUCAGCCAAAACAGGGCUUGGGAGAAACAAGCAUCUCUCCAGGUUAACCCAGCAGGGUGGCAAGUGAAGAGUCCUUCCUUUGUUGCAGAUUGAGGUCACUUCUAUGCUGCAGUGCCUCAGCCGGUCUUGGUAAGCCCUGCAGAGGCACCCAGGCAACAGAGAGGAAGGGGCAAUGCAUGUCAGAAGGUCACAGGACUGUACUCCAGGUGCAGUUCCUAGGUAGGGCAGGACCCCCUUCCCCUUCCCCUCAUCCCCCCCUCCCCCUCCCGUUCCCUUCCCUUCCCCACCCUGCCCCCACAUAGAUACGUCUGUAUAGCCCAUGCAUAGGUGGAUGCAAGGAUAAGGUCAACUUGGAAGCCACUUGGUGAGCACAGCACCUCCCAGCCAGGACUGCUCUCCAGACUGUCACACAGGCACACACGCACACCCUGUGUCCUCUGCUGUCCUCCACCACACACAGCCCAAAAUGUGCAUGCUCCUGGUGAUGGCUCUGUCUGCCUGGCACACAAUGAACUUCUGUGCACGUGCGGGAGCACACGCGUGUGCGAGGACAGGGAGGAGGGGGGCAGAGGGCAAGUGCCUGCCCUGCGGGGCCACCGUCACCCACAAACCUUUCAGCUCUCCCAGCUGGAGCCAAGUUUCAUCCUCUAGACCUUGUGAACAAAGGCCAGUCCCUUCUUGCUGCACGGCGGGGUGGUUAGAACUCUCCUCAUUAACAGUGUUAUAUACAUAUAAA
Messenger RNA from Meleagris gallopavo (turkey), 6507 nucleotides. RefSeq names its product limbic system associated membrane protein (gene LSAMP). The record is from RefSeq and is a predicted model, not a curated record. NCBI's taxonomy places the organism in Eukaryota, Metazoa, Chordata, Aves, Galliformes, Phasianidae.